Molecule: messenger RNA, 813 nt
Organism: Argiope bruennichi
Lineage: Eukaryota; Metazoa; Arthropoda; Arachnida; Araneae; Araneidae
Exons: 7
Coding region: 34-813 (259 amino acids)
Biological process (GO): sodium ion transport
Cellular component (GO): membrane
Molecular function (GO): sodium channel activity
Source: RefSeq, a predicted model, not a curated record
UCUAAUUUGUGCGAACUUGUGCCAGAAUUUUGUAUGGAAGAAGAUAUGCCCGGUAUGAAUAGAACUCCACCUGAAGGAUUUAGGGCGGUAGCCUAUCAACGCUUCUUUUCGACUCGAGACCUGAAUUCAACAAUUCUAAAUAUGCUGAAGACACCGCUAAAAGACUUUUUCAAAUGUAAAAUUGUCAGCGGCAGCAGUGAAAGAGAUUGCGACCUUGACAACGCCAUUGCCGGCCCUUAUUACAGCGAUGGGAACAUACCAAGUUUCUGCUUCAGUAUGUACACUCUGUGGUCUCAACCGAACAUGAAAUUUUCGAAAAUAAAAAAAUCAGAAAAAAUUGUAAUGGAGUUCUAUAUCGAUGAAUCAUUUAGGGACAGAGAUGCCUACAUCGAUCAAAUCCAACUUCCUGCCUAUAAUACUUUAUCCUCUUCGUCCGUUCAGAUAGCGAUGCACUCACCGUACAUUGCUGCGAGUCCGUACGUAUCCGGAGCUGGUCUCCUUGGUGGAAAAGACUAUAGAAUACAAGUGAAAGAAGAUGAGAAGCAUUUAUUGCCUCCUCCGUAUCAAACCAACUGCACGGAUUACAUGCCGCUGUGGAAAGCAAGAGGUGGCAUAGGACCACUCAAUCAAAUAAUGGUAAUUCAAGAAUGCAAACUCAAUGAAACUCUUAGGCAGUUGGGAUGUGUGCCUUUCUAUGUAGACUACCCGCAUAAUGCGACGAUUUGCCAUUUCUGUGACAAUUGUCCCAAUGUAACAAAAGUGGGAGAUAAUUGUACAAACCUUUUAGAAUACUACAACCAACCUUGUGAGUAA